This is a messenger RNA of Acipenser ruthenus (sterlet), 3113 nucleotides long. RefSeq names its product prolactin-releasing peptide receptor-like. Gene Ontology annotation, cellular component: neuron projection; plasma membrane. The coding region runs from base 528 to 1652 and encodes 374 amino acids. The transcript is spliced from 5 exons. The record is from RefSeq and is a predicted model, not a curated record. Gene Ontology annotation, molecular function: neuropeptide binding; neuropeptide Y receptor activity. Gene Ontology annotation, biological process: G protein-coupled receptor signaling pathway. NCBI's taxonomy places the organism in Eukaryota, Metazoa, Chordata, Actinopteri, Acipenseriformes, Acipenseridae.
GGUGAGACUAAUAAUCACAUUAGACCUUUAGUCUGACAUUGAUGGUGAAAAAAAGCCAUUGUAUGACACUAACUAGAUAGAAGCAUCUUGUAAUGGUCUUUACUGCUUUGAACCAUGCCGUGUUAAAACCCUUUUUUUCAAGUUUGAAGAAUGUGAACUGGAAUUGGAAACCAAAUCAUAUCAAUGUUACCCAGGCUGAAGGAAAAGGAUCCAGUCAUGUCAAGGUUGGGUGGGAUACUGUGUGUGGAAGGCUAGAGAGGAUUGGCUGCCUCAGUGUGACUGAGCUGUCACUGGUCCUGAUGCUGAGCAGAAAGCAUUAAAACUGAGUGCUCAGCCUGGCAGUGUUGAGAAGGGAAUCAAGUGUGGAACUGUUGAGAAGCUCAGAGGAGAGACCAGAGUCCAGCACAGAACACAACACACCUGUCCGACUGUCAACUAGCCAGGGCAGAGACAGUUUUGGCAGCGUGGCGAGACUGCCAGCUUCGAGAAACUUGUUUAGAGAGGAAUUGGAAACCAAACGAGCAGAGAUGGAAGCCUACCUGGGAGAGGAAAGCAACAGGAGUCUUGCUAGCGUGGACGCCACGGUUGGCCCACGCAACUACAGUGACCCAUCCGACAUGUUCUCCGGCCUCCAGCUUCUCCUGCGCUUCAAGCUGCUCUUCGUCCCACUCUACUGCCUCCUGGUGGCCGUGGCCUGCAUAGGCAAUGCCUUCUUGUUGGCCUGCAUUGUGACCGAUAAAAAGCUACACAAUGCCACCAACCUUUUCAUCGGGAACCUGUCUGUUGCUGACCUGCUCAUGUGCCUGUGUUGCGUUCCUUUCACUGUGUCCUACGGCUUUGAGGCUCGCGGCUGGCUCUUUGGCCGUUUCAUGUGCCACUUUGUCACGCUCAUGCAGACCUGCACCGUCUACGUGUCAGUCUUGUCCUUGACCGCCAUCGCCGUGGACCGCUACGUGGUGGUAGCAUACCCUAUUCGUCGCCGGAUCACACUCAAGUGUUGUGGGAUGGUUGUGCUAGGCAUCUGGGUGCUUUCCCUGGUUCUGGCUGCUCCUACGUCGGUUCACACCAGCUACCUGGAUCUGCACCAGAUUGGCCAUGACCUAAGUGUGUGUGAGGAGUUCUGGAUAGGCGCAGAGAAGCUAAGGCUGCUCUACUCUUGUCUGAUGCUUCUCAUGUCCUACAUGAUCCCCCUGCUCUCCGUCACUGUAUCUUACUGUGCCAUCACGGUUCAUCUCAAGCACCGCUGCCUACCAGGAGCUGUGGAGCAGAACCAGGCCAAAUGGAACAAGAAGAAACGCAAGACUUUCAUGCUCCUGGUCACCUCUGUUCUGGCCUUCGCCCUCUGCUGGCUCCCUCUGCAGAUCCUCAACCUGAUCCGGGAUCUCGACGUGGAUUUCAGCAUCAUAAACAAGCACUACAUCAACGUCAUCCAGUUCUCCUGCCACCUGGUGGCCAUGAGCUCCUCCUGCUACAACCCUUUCAUCUACGCCUCCCUCCACCACAAGCUCAGAGUCCACCUUCAGGGUUACCUGCGGCCCCGGAAACACCGCCAGAGCAGCCUGCUGUCCCUGCGUGCCUCCCGUUACAACAACACCUGCCUCAGCCUCGUCUCUGAGCAUCCCCCCAGGGACGGGAGGGUGCUGGAAAGCUGAAUGGUCAAUGUGCCAGGUUUGUGCAGAGACGGUUGUGAAACUGCUGCCCGGUGUCCGCCAUGUUGGCUCUAGCUCCUCUGGGGUUUGAUGCUGGAUGCCGUCUGCUUUUUCUUGAGACGCAGUGGCGACAGUUUCAUAACCUCCUCUACUGUAUUAAUGUUGUUCUCGUCUAGCCCAGGUGACAGUCGUAGAGAGAGUAGGCAGUGGAUGCAGAAUCCUUCUGACAGGAGUCAAUUCGAGAAAAAGGAUUUUCACUUGCCGGCAGGACUCAUUUAAAUAGUUUCAAAUGACGUUUUCACAUAUUGUUGCUGCUAUUCUUAUGACGUUGCAAUAGUUUUCAGACCAGUUAAUCAAAAAUUGAGCUUAAUUUGUUAUAUAGUCUGUGUUAACUAGUGGCUUUGAUAUAAGUUUAGGAAUGGUUCUUGAGUUAUAGUUAAGUUUGAUAUACAUUAUAUAUAUAUAUAUAUAUAUACACACACACACACGUCAAAACAACAAAAAGUCUGUUUAGGUUUCCUUUUGUAAUGCUGUCUAUACAGAACACUUGGUCACUUUGCUGAUUUAAUAUGUCUAUAGUAUAAGAUAUCUGCCAACUACAGUUGAUAAAAAAAUGGAAUUUAAAACGAUGUUUGAGUCGCUGUGAUAAGACCUUGGAAAGAUUAGAAACCAUACAGAGAACAGUAUAGAAAAUAGGAGGACCUGUAAUUUGAAGUUAUUUACCGCUAUCUGGUGAAUAGGCCUGCACUAAGUAGGUGCACGGGCUUGGCCUAGAUUAUAGGUCUGUGGGUUGCUUUGAGGACAAAAAUUGUUCUAAACAAUUUAGAAAGAAAACAAAAGAUAUUCUGUCUCUAGACAGUAAAUAUUUGCAAAUAGUUCUGUAAAAAAAUAAAAUUGGCCUUUUUUGUAGAUAUGUACCGGGAUAGAGUGUGUUGAAAAUGUAAAUGUUUCCCAUAGUAAAAAUGUUGAAAAGUGUCAUAAAGCAUUGUGAAAGCAUGGCAAAACAAAGAGAGGUAUGGUAUAGAAAAUAAAAAAAAAAAACAUGGCAAACCUUGGUAUAAUAUUGCAAACACAUAAUAUAACCAAGAAAAUGAAUGGGGGAAAAAUACACAAUUGCUGUGCAAAUGUAUCGUAAUUAACUUUUACAAGGGAAAGGCUGCUGGCCAUACAAGCGACAUGCCUGUGGAAGCAAGGGCUUAGGUUCUUGAUCUAUAUAUCCGGGACAAGUUGAAGUUGCUGAAUGGAUUAAUGGAGGUAAAAAAAAAUGCUUAUUUCAUUUUAACAGUCUAAAAAUAGGUAUUUCAAAGUUUCCACGGAUACACUAUUGGCUUCUACUGUAUGUAUGUCUUUUAUAUCUACAUGCAUGUUCAGUACUUAUCUAUGUAUUAUUUCAGUCGGGUGUUUCCUUCAUGUUGUGCCAAAACUUUAAUAAACUGUGUCAAACUUCACAACGUCAUGCAUUGA